AUGCAAACAGCCCCAGUUCAGCUGCAGAUAAGAGAGCAGCGCCUGCGAUGGUUUCGGCAUGUGCUCCGAAGACCACAAAAUCAUCUGAUCAAGGAAGCAAUGAAGUUGGAAGCUCAGGGUAAGCGAUCACGAGGAGUCCUAGAGAAGAGAUGGCGGGACGUGAUCGAAUAG
Molecule: messenger RNA, 171 nt
Organism: Haemonchus placei
Lineage: Eukaryota; Metazoa; Nematoda; Chromadorea; Rhabditida; Trichostrongylidae
Source: the annotation of a GenBank genome assembly